GAAAUAGGUUAUAUUACGCAAAGUAUACGUAACGCAUUACGGAGUUGGUCUUCCCUUUUUAUAAAUUAUUUUCUAGAUAAGGACACUAACAUACGCCAAAAGCUGAAUUUGAGCAAUGUAUAAGUACAGUGAAAGAUAAUUUAUUAAAAAUUAGUUGUUAAUAUUUCGUUAUUAAUGUUAAAAUAUCAUCGAACAGUUGUAACAGAGAUAAUUGAUAAAAUGCCGUUUGGUAUAUCAUGGUUUCGAUAUAUUUCCUUUCUAACAUUGUCAUUUAUUUCCAUGGCAUGCGGUUCGCAAGUUGUGCAUGAAAUAUACAGACCGCUCGACGAUUUGGAUGACUUGAUAGAAGAAGCAUUUCAAAAUCGAUUGUUAGAAUUACAAAAUCAGAAUGAUUCAUCUUUUAAUGUGAGACAAGGAGAUAAAUCAACAAGAGGGAAAUAAAAACUGAAUUAGCAAUUUACAUUUGCAUUUAAAUUCAUAUAAUUCGCAAUACAAGAUUUUAAUAAAGCACAAUUUAUUUCAUCAUAGUUUACAGAUAUCACGCUUUUCUUUAAUGCUUGAAAUGUACAUAUUUACAAGAUGAAUAUCAUCGUCUAUAAAUGACAUAGUAUCAUGUAACAAUUAUUUAUAAUUCACAGUAUACUUGGAGGACUUUCUUAAAUAGUUUGCUUGCAUUGACGUAUCAGUAGCGCAUUUUCGUGUAAGCCUAGCUUGUAAUUCGUUAGGAUAGCUACUAACUCGUACCUUUUUUUUUUUUUUUACUUUAUAUAAUUACAAAAGCGAAUAAUCAAGCAUUAUUCUUGGGGCAACUAUUCGUGUAGAAAAAUACGUAAAUUUUAUCUCCGUUUCGAUCGUUUUGUGACAGCAGGGGUUGUCAAAAACACUUCGUGGAGCCCGUAUCGAUCAAUCUCGAUUAAUCGCUAAAUUGUCAUAAUGAUGUCUCGCUGGCGCCAGAACUCUGCGAUUGUAGUGGUAAGCUUGUUUUAUAUCCUGUUGACUCCUCCUCUAGCAAUGCUAUCCGUUGUUUUAGAGAUUUUACCUAUAAAUCAAUCAUACGUGUAAAAAAAGAAAAAAAAAGGAAGAUUGUAACUAGUUACAACCACUAAAUUUCGAUUAGGAUGAUAAAAUGCAACUGCGCAGAAUCAGCUCGGCAUUGAAAGUACAAGAUGGCGACAGUUAUAUUGCAGAAGCGGCAGCGUGUGGUGUACUGUAAAAAUGUCGAUCUUACCACAAUUUAGUAUAAGAAAGAUAAGGAGAUUUUUACAUAAAAUGCCUGGGAAAGCGUUGGGGGAGUUUCGAUUUUUACCCAUAUUGUUUGUUAUGGGCGGUGUAUUAGAAUUCCUUAUGAUAAACUGGCAUGUCGGAGAGGUUAACUUUUACAAAACGUAUAAAAGAAGAAGAAUAGAAGAAGCAGUCGAAAGAAGACUGAUGGAAAUGAAUGGAGAAAAUAAUGCACAAAUAAAUGCGUAAAUAUAUCGUUGCAAAUAAUUAAUAGCAUUAAUAAACAAAGAUGCUCUUAGUAAUGCUUUAUACUUUUAUGAAGACUGAUGUAAUGAAGAUGUGAAAAAUGUAAUUUAUGCAAAAAACUUGUACAAAGUGUAAUAAAUUAUUUCAUAAAUGUAUGAACACAAAUUAGCGUUUCUUCUUAAUUUCCUUCAUAUCGCACAUCACAUUUAUGCUUGUUCAUACCU
Molecule: messenger RNA, 1691 nt
Organism: Heterotrigona itama
Lineage: Eukaryota; Metazoa; Arthropoda; Insecta; Hymenoptera; Apidae
Source: the annotation of a GenBank genome assembly